Anolis sagrei ordinatus is the source of this 1849-nucleotide messenger RNA. RefSeq names its product solute carrier family 16 member 12 (gene SLC16A12). Lineage: Eukaryota; Metazoa; Chordata; Lepidosauria; Squamata; Anolidae. The record is from RefSeq and is a predicted model, not a curated record. Gene Ontology annotation, cellular component: plasma membrane. Gene Ontology annotation, biological process: transmembrane transport; monocarboxylic acid transport. Gene Ontology annotation, molecular function: monocarboxylic acid transmembrane transporter activity.
AGCAAGCAAGCAAGCCGGCGUCAGGAGAAGGGAGAGGAGCCUGUCAAUGGGUGGGUGAGGGAGUGGGUCGUCCAAAGGGGUCGAGACGGAGGGGUUCUGCCAGCGCCUUUGGAGGAGACGCAGCGCCGAAGCCGGGAGGAGCCUUGGCAAAGAUGUCAAAUAAUCUUUGCACCAGGUAACAUUCCAUGCAUACCUUGCCUGUCAACUGGCAUUGGUCUUACAGAGUGAGUCUGGACCAAAGGAAAGUCUUCCCAUCCCAGCCAUGGCUGCAGCAAGGAAAGGUUUAAGCGCUUCUCCUCCGGAUGGUGGUUGGGGGUGGAUGAUUGUCAUCGGCUGCUUCCUCGUGACUAUCUGCACUAGAGCGGUGACAAGGUGCAUUUCGAUUUUUUUUGUAGAGUUCCAGACUUACUUUGCUCAAGAUUAUGCCCGGACAGCUUGGAUCCAUUCCAUUGUAGAUUGUGCUACAAUGCUUUGUGCUCCACUUGGGAGUUUUAUCAGCAACCACGUCUCAUGUCAGGUGGGCAUCAUGCUAGGAGGAUUGCUUGCAUCUGCUGGCCUUAUCUUGAGUUCCUUUGCCACAAGCCUGGAGCAUCUUUAUCUUUCCCUGGGAGUUCUUACAGGAUUGGGCUUUGCACUUUCUUAUUCUCCAGCCAUAGCGAUGGUGGGCAACUAUUUCCACAAGAGGAAGGCUCUCGCUUACGGGAUUGCCAUGUCUGGCAGUGGGAUUGGUACCUUCAUCCUCGCUCCUGUGGUGCAGCUUCUGAUUGAACAGUUUUCCUGGCGGGGAGCCUUACUCAUCCUCGGGGGCUUUGUUUUAAACCUCUGCGUCUGUGGUGCCUUGAUGAGACCUGUUGCAGGGAAGGAGGGCCGCAAGAACAUCCCGGAAUUUCCUGAGCAGGAGUUUGAGUCAGAAGCACCAAAGCAGGACUUCAAGAAGUGGUCCAUCUGCUCCCCCCUCAUCAAAGUCUGGUCGCACAAGUGCCUGUGCCCAUGUUCAUGGCAGGAAUACAGCUUUCUCCUGAUGCCAGAUUUUGUGGUGCUGGCAGGGUCAGUCUUAUUCAUGGCUUACGGAUGCAGCCCUCUCUUUGUUUACCUGGUGCCUUAUGCGCUGCGGGUCGGAGUGAGUCACCAGCAGGCAGCUUUCCUCAUGUCCAUCCUUGGGGUCGUUGACAUUAUCGGCAACAUCACUUUUGGAUGGCUCACGGACAGAAGGUGUUUGAAAAAGUACCGCUACGUUUGCUACCUCUUUGCAGUGGCCAUGGAUGGCUUCUGCUGUCUCUUUCUUCCAGUUCUCCAAAAUUUUCCGCUCCUCGUGCCUUUUUCAUUCACCUUUGGGUAUUUCGAUGGCGCCUAUGUCACAUUAAUCCCAGUGGUGACAGCAGAUGUGGUGGGCACCACUUCCUUGUCAUCAGCACUUGGCGUGGUGUACUUUCUUCAUGCAAUACCCUACCUGAUUAGCCCUCCGGUUGCAGGUUGGCUUGUUGAUACAACGGGUAACUACACUGCAUCAUUCCUGCUCUGUGGAUUUUCCAUGAUAUUCAGUUCAACAUUGCUCUGCUGUGCAAGACUAGCAAAGAAAGUCAAACGGACUCCCUUGAAGCCUCCUGGCAGAGAUGCCGAUGCCAAGCAACCAAGAUGGACAAAUGGAGCAAUACUUUAUUCUGUGACGGGAGAACUGGAUCACAAAGAUGUGGAACUGCUGGCUAAUGUGACAAACAGCCAUUGCAAGAGAUGACAACUUACCAAAAAUUCCCCUUAGGGCACACUAUAAACAUUUGCCAAGAUAGAUUUUUGCUACCUACACUAUGCUAUUGAAGAUUUUUUUUCCUCCUAGCAGCAGGAAUGAUAG